GGGAGCAGCGAGGCUUGGGGACCGACCCUUUGCGCGCGAGCCCCCCAGCGGAGCGGGGGUCCUGGCCUGGACCGGUGCGAGCCCGGAGUGGGAGCGGAGAGGAGGGUCUUUUUCUUCUUACGCGCGCACGGUGCCCACUCCCAGAGGGAGGUCAGAGCGUCCAUGUGCUUAACGGGAAACAGGAAGGAGUGGCUCCGAGAGUCUGCCCCGGCCCCCCAAGGGAUGCUCCAGACCUUGUAUGAUUACUUCUGGUGGGAACGGUUGUGGCUGCCUGUGAACUUAACCUGGGCUGACCUAGAAGACCGAGAUGGACGUGUCUACGCCAAAGCCUCAGACCUCUACGUCACACUACCCUUGGCCUUGCUCUUCCUCAUCAUUCGAUACUUCUUUGAGCUUUACGUGGCCACACCACUGGCUGCCCUCCUGAAUGUCAAGGAGAAAACUCGGCUGCGGGCAUCUCCCAACCCCACCUUGGAGCACUUCUACCUGAACAACGGCAAGCAUCCCAAACAGGUGGAGGUAGAGCUGUUGUCCCGGCAGAGUGGGCUCUCCGGCCGCCAGGUGGAGCGCUGGUUCCGCCGCCGCCGCAACCAGGACCGGCCCAGUCUCCUCAAGAAGUUCCGAGAGGCCAGCUGGAGAUUCACAUUUUACCUGAUUGCUUUCAUUGCCGGCAUGGCUGUCAUUGUGGAUAAACCCUGGUUCUAUGACAUGAAGAAAGUUUGGGAGGGAUAUCCCAUACAGAGCACCAUUCCCUCUCAGUACUGGUACUACAUGAUUGAACUUUCUUUCUACUGGUCCCUGCUCUUCAGCAUCGCCUCUGAUGUCAAACGGAAGGAUUUCAAGGAGCAGAUCAUCCAUCACGUGGCCACCAUCAUUCUCAUCAGCUUCUCCUGGUUUGCCAACUACAUCCGGGCGGGGACUCUCAUCAUGGCUCUGCACGACUCCUCUGACUACCUGCUGGAGUCAGCCAAGAUGUUCAACUACGCGGGAUGGAAAAACACCUGCAACAACAUCUUCAUUGUCUUCGCCAUCGUCUUCAUCAUCACCCGACUGGUCAUCCUGCCCUUCUGGAUCCUGCACUGCACCGUGGUAUACCCGCUGGAGCUCUAUCCCGCCUUCUUCGGCUAUUACUUCUUCAAUUCUAUGAUGGGCGUGCUACAAAUGCUGCAUAUCUUCUGGGCCUACCUCAUUUUGCGGAUGGCCCACAAGUUCAUAACUGGAAAGGUAGAAGAUGAACGCAGUGACCGGGAAGAAACGGAGAGCUCCGAGGGGGAGGAGGCAGCGGCUGGGGGAGCCAAGAGCCGGCCCCUAGCCAACGGCCACCCCAUCCUCAACAACCAUCGUAAGAAUGACUGAACCAUUGUCCCUGCCGCCUCAGAUUAAUGCGUAAAGCCAAGGAACCACCCCACCCUCCCCACAGGGUCACUUUAAGCUCUGGAGAGAAAGGCAAAAGCCGGAGGAAAGGCUUCUUCUCUGUGCCCCACCCCUUGCUUGUCACUCAGUUGCCUUUAAACCAAAUCCUAACCAGCCUGUCCCCAGGUCUCUACCUGGGGAGGCUGGUUAUGUCCUUUGUCAGGGGUGGGCGGAGGGUGGUCUCAUUUCCCACGUUGCCCUUUCUAUUGCUUUCAGGACCCUUCCUCAGCUCUGGGGGUGGGGGCUGCAACUCACAUUCCUUAUCCUUCAGAAGUUGGCCAUUUGCCUUUGACCCCCUGAACUCCACAGCCAGGGUCGUGCCUUACUGUCCCAUCUGUGGGCCUCAUUCUGCCAAAGCUGGACCAGGGCUCACCUUUCUAAGCUCCCUCACUUGGACCAGAAACCAAAGCUGAGACGUUAACUGUUUCUCUCCUAAGAUGCAAAUGAAUUGAGUGGAGGAGGGUGCACAUGACCCUUCCCCUACCUCUGCCAAAAAGUGGGGGCCAUACCGGGGACUGCUCAGUCUGUGUAACUACUUCUCUGCCAGCUGUCCCUGUAGUCACAGGUCCAGGAUCUUACUGCCUCCUUUCUCUGGCCUCUUCCCCUAGGCUAGCUGGUUUGGAGUAGAAUGGCAACUAGUUCUAAUUUUUUUUUAUUUAUUAAACAUUUGGGGUUUUGGUUUUAAAGCCAGAAUUACAGCUAGCACCUGGCAUUUUAGCAGAGGGACCACAUCAGACCAAAAUGUACUGUUAAUGGUUUUUUUAAUUAAAAUAUAUUAAAGAUUAAGUAAAACAUG
Messenger RNA from Hipposideros armiger (great roundleaf bat), 2209 nucleotides. RefSeq names its product ceramide synthase 2 (gene CERS2). Gene Ontology annotation, biological process: ceramide biosynthetic process. The coding region runs from base 163 to 1356 and encodes 397 amino acids. The record is from RefSeq and is a predicted model, not a curated record. The transcript is spliced from 11 exons. Gene Ontology annotation, molecular function: DNA binding; sphingosine N-acyltransferase activity. Gene Ontology annotation, cellular component: membrane. Lineage: Eukaryota; Metazoa; Chordata; Mammalia; Chiroptera; Hipposideridae.